AUGGCCUUUUUUGAUAACAUUGGAGCUGGAGAAAUCGCGACUCACAUCACCGCGGACGCUAAUAUGAUACGGCAGGUUAUUUCAGAGAGGGAUUUCCGAAAGCAAUUUCCCAUCCUUUGUCAAACCUUUCGAAUGUCGAGAUAUCGUUUCGUUCUGACGACUCAUUUUCCCAUCACUUCAACGUACAGCACACCUCCUGCUCAACCACAAAUCGCGUCGCCACCACCCAAGCGGCCACAGAAAGCAUUAAACCCGCCUCGGUUCCCCGUAUUUUUGCAAGAAUUGCGCACAAAGACCAUAGCGGGAAUAUAG
Molecule: messenger RNA, 312 nt
Organism: Parastagonospora nodorum SN15
Lineage: Eukaryota; Fungi; Ascomycota; Dothideomycetes; Pleosporales; Phaeosphaeriaceae
Exons: 2
Coding region: 1-312 (103 amino acids)
Source: RefSeq, a predicted model, not a curated record